Populus euphratica (Euphrates poplar) is the source of this 765-nucleotide messenger RNA. Its product is annotated as beta-casein (DUF760). The record is from RefSeq and is a predicted model, not a curated record. Lineage: Eukaryota; Viridiplantae; Streptophyta; Magnoliopsida; Malpighiales; Salicaceae.
AUGCCUCUUGCGGCUAAGGAGAUCAUUUACUCCAUGAUUGUACAGAAAAUUUUAGACGUUGUCAUUUCCAUGAUCCCAUAGAUAUUGCCUACGUCAGAUCCCACUGGACGAGUAGGUUUUUGGCCAAACCAGGAACAAAAACUUGAAAUGAUACAGAGCCACCUGUCUAUUGUACUUGGAGUACGACUAGUCUGCCCCCUUGAGACCAUUGUAGAAAUUAGCAAAGUCAAACUUUGAAAGCUAUUUGCUGCUUCUAUACUGUAUGGAUAUUUCCUCAGAAGAGUUGAUCAGCGAUAUCAGCUUGAGAGAACCAUGAAUACCCUUCCCAAGGGAUUUGAUAAAGACCGGGCAUGGUUUGAAGAUCUAAGUCCAGCGAAACCGCUUUGGGGUCCAGAAUCUUUGAUAAGGAUUGUGCCUGGUGAUAGCGGUUGUCCUGAUGGGGGUUCGGAUACUGGUGAAGAAAAAUCAUAUAGACUGAGAUCCUAUGUGAUGAACUUAUAUGUGGAGACACUGGAAAGAUAUGCAACUUUAAGAUCCAAGGAAGCUAUUUCUUUGAAUGAAAAGCAGGCUAAAGCACUUUCUGGGAGGCCAGAUAUAAGGAUUGCUGAGAAUGGUUCCAUUGAGACGGCUAAUGAUGAAGUUGUCUCAAUCACAUUCUCUGGACUUGCUAUGCCGGUCCUGGAGGCGGUAGCUUUUGCCUUUGGAUCAUUCCCGUGGGAUGCAGAAAGCGAUGUUGAAUCAAAAUACCAUGUUUUGAACAGUUAA